AUGAGUCAAUUCAAGGAAAUCAACGCUUCCAAAACAUCGAACAACGCGUCCGUGAACACGAAUAACGAGGUUUUUGGUACCCGAAGAACGGUCAACGGACGUCCGAUGAACCGGGAUCAAUAUCCCUAUCAAUCGUGGAGAUAUGAAUCGGCUCCUUUAAGAACACCUACGACGACGAUGAUGCCGCAAUUCAGCCGAGUGAGUUCUAGUACGGAACCACCGAAACGAAAAGUGAUCAAUUAUUCCCUGGCCAGAGGAGAUGCCGUCCAACUGCAAACAUGCAAGAAUGCAUGGGUUCCGUCGUGUCUCAGAGCGAAAGACACGAACAAUUGUCAGCCGCUGAACGAGGAGGACGUGGAGAUAGAAGAAAUACGUAAAAAAUGCAUGUCGGCUCUCAACAAAAUAACGCCGGAAAAUAUGACCUUGUUGGCGGACACCAUUACGUCAUUGCCAAUCAAGACGGAGAAAUGCAUGAAAAAAGUCAUUGAGCUACUAUUUCAAAAAGCCAUAGACGAACCGAAUUUCACGCCGCAGUAUGCAUAUAUAGGCAUGGCAAUGCACAAAAAAGAAAGCAAGCAGAGCGAUAAGAAGUCGAAAACGACGUUCAAAAAUAUGUUGACCAAGUGCUGUCAAGACAGGCUGUACGAAAUGCGUGCCCACGAAGAGGCAUUAGCAAAAAGCCUUAAGGCAGUAGAAGAUUGCCCGAAUCAAGAUAUUAAAGCGCAACUGCAGACCAAACACAAUGAAGAUGAAAUGGUGUACAGAAAAAGAUCGGUUGGAAAUUGCAGAUUUAUGUGCGAACUGUAUAAAAUAGAAAUAUUAACGAGUAAGACUCUAGAAGAGAGCAUGAAAUAUCUUCUAAGGACACCGAACGAAGAAACGCUUGAAUGCGCGUGUAACGUGUUGAAACAUACCGGGAAAACAUUAAGUCACAAAGCUACUUUUAAAAAGCUCAACGAGUAUGCGUCUGAGGCGUAUAAGACAAAGGUACCGACAAGGAUAAGGUUCAUGAUUCAAAACGUCAUUGAACUCAAGGAAAAUGAUUGGGUACCCAGAAAUGCGCGUCCCAAAGGGCAGUUGAGCUGUGUAAAAUCAAUACAGAAUACGGGAAUACGUGUUAACAGGCAGUACACACCAACUACAACACCUGUGAUGUUGAUGAAAAACAUUCUACAAAAAUCAAACGAGCAGAACAAUACGAAACUGCUUACAGAUAUUAGAAAAGACGACAAUGUGCUUCAAAAUGAAAAAUUACCUACAGAGAUAAACGGUCCAAAACAGCUAUCAUUACCAAUGAAAUGGAGUGAUUCUGUUAAGAACAAUAUACCAUUGUUAAUGCCAGUUAUAGAACAAAAAAUGGAUAGUUCUAAUGAUUUACAUUCAAUAAACGAUAAACAUAUUGAAAUAGAAGAAACCCUGAAAAAAUAUCAAACUAUUCUAAACAAUAUAACUCCGGAUAAUGUGGCUUCGAUGGCGAAAAAUAUCAUGUCACUGCCAAUAGAAACAGAAGAUUGUCUGAAGAAAGUAGUAGAACUUUUGUUUCAAAAGGCAAUGGACGAAACGAUAUUGAGUCCCCAAUACGCAUUUAUUUGUUCGACAAUGAAAAACACGGUGGUACAUUCGAAAGACUCGAAAUCAAACACGUCUUUCAAAAGUAUUUUGCUUGCAAGGUGUCAAAAAGCAUUCGAGUCGAUAUUCACUCGUAAACGCACUGUAGCCAAAGAGCGCAACGAAAUCGAAUCGUGCAGGGAUAAAGCAAUGCGGCGAAAACUCCAAUCCAAGUUCGAUCAAAACGAAUCGGAUUACAGGAAUCAUUCGAUUGCAAACUGCAGAUUUAUGUGUGAACUAAUGAAAUUUAACAUUUUGAUACCUGCGGUACUAGAGAUGUGUGCUGCUAGACUAGUACAAAUUGAAAAAGACAUACCAAUCGAGUGCACGUGUGUUAUAUUGAAACACACUGAUAACGCAUUGAACGAAAGUGGCGUAUUCGAGAAGCUACACGAGUAUACAACUGCGCAAAAGCAAAAACUCUCUUCCAGAGUGCAGUCCAUAAUUCUGGAUACGCUAAGACUGAAGAAUGACGGUUCAAUGGAUUGCACCACCAGUAAAAAGUCUAUUUUAUUGGACCGAACUGAAGAAAACAGUAUUAUAGAGUCUCGCAUCGAAAACACAAAACAACCCCUUGUAAGCAAGCAACCUGUAUCAACGGUCCAAAAGAGCAAACACCCGGAGUUAAAUGUUUACAAGACCGUUAAUUCGGUUAUUAACUCGGUGACCGCAGAUAACGUGAAUACUACAAUAAAUGAGUUGUCUACUCUUAUUUCGAAUUCCGACGUGAUGAAAAAGACGAUCGACUUCAUCUUUGCCAGAGCAAACAUUCGCCCAGAAAGUGUUCCAAUGUUGGUAUGCAUAUGUUCUUCGUUGAAAAACUUGGUAGUUAAUCCAGUUGAACAACACGCGAAGCCUAUAUCGUUUAAGAAAGAAGUUCUGAUACGUUGUAACCAGGUUUUGCAGUCCGGAAUACAGAGCGAUUCGAGUGAAAACGCAUUUACGCAUAAAAAACCUUUCACAUUUGUCGGCGAAUUAUUUAAUGCAAACGUGUUAUCGGCACAUACUCUACUAGAGUUUUUGCGAAACAUACCGGAUAAGCUGACAAACAGAGGGCUUGACAAUACUUGUCGCCUACUAAUAGCAGCUGGAAAAAAAUUGGAACAAGUUUACAAUCUGAAAAAAACAAUAAGAAAAUUGACGAAUAUGGUUUCGAACGACGAGAAAGGGAUAUAUUCUCUACGUAGUACAAUGCUUCUUAAAGAAUUUGUGAACCUACGCGACAAAAAAUGGUUGUUGUAGUAGAAAUAUUUUAUGCUUACCAAAUCGAAUCGAAGGUGUUCUGUCGAUUGUACAUCGACAAACACUUCCUUUGGUGGUAGUAGUCUAUUCCCGGCUGAGUAAAAGCAAACCUAUUAUUAGUUAUUUCUUAAUGUGAUGGUUUAAUACGGGAUCUAUAAAUAUUAGAUGACAUAUAGAUCACCAUCUGUAUGUCUACCAACAUUUGUAGAUGACUAACAUGUCGUUGAG
Sipha flava (yellow sugarcane aphid) is the source of this 3078-nucleotide messenger RNA. RefSeq lists its product as uncharacterized. NCBI's taxonomy places the organism in Eukaryota, Metazoa, Arthropoda, Insecta, Hemiptera, Aphididae. Bases 1 to 2850 code for a protein of 949 amino acids. Gene Ontology annotation, cellular component: eukaryotic translation initiation factor 4F complex. The record is from RefSeq and is a predicted model, not a curated record. The transcript has 19 exons. Gene Ontology annotation, molecular function: protein binding; mRNA binding; translation initiation factor activity.